AUGAAGGCAUACUGGUACGACAACAUCGAGGUAGGCGUUUUUCUCCCCUGCUGCCAUCUUAUCCACAAUCUAACGAACCACAACAGNGGCGACCAACGCCUNCCCCACGACAGCGGCCGCCCCGUCACCCCCACCGACCUCUCCAAACUCGGCAUCAUCUGCCACAACUAUCCCUCCCUCGACUCUGUCAACGAGCUAGCCUCCUCCCGCAACUACAAGAACCGCGACGAAGUCACCAUCUCGCCGACCACCCUCCCCAACUACGAAGAAAAGGUCAAAAUCUUCUUCCACGAGCACUUGCAUGAAGACGAGGAGAUCAGAUAUAUCCUGGAUGGCGCGGGUUACUUUGACGUCAGAAGCGAGGGUGACGAUUGGAUCCGUUUGAGGCUGGAGAAGGGAGAUUUGGCUAUUAUGCCUGCGGGGAUUUACCAUCGUUUUACUACUGAUGACAAGAAUGUGAGUUUGCUUGCAAGAGAUGGGGCAGAAAGAAGAGAAUAUGUUAAUGACAGGAAUGCANNGUAUACCAAGGCCAUGAGACUGUUCAAGGACGAGCCCAAGUGGACGCCGCUGCAGCGUGGCGCCGAGACCGACGAGAACAACUUCAGAAAGGAAUACCUGAAGAGCCGUCAAGAGGGUACUAUACUCUCUUCCUAA
This is a messenger RNA of Aureobasidium vineae, 654 nucleotides long. The record is from the annotation of a GenBank genome assembly. NCBI's taxonomy places the organism in Eukaryota, Fungi, Ascomycota, Dothideomycetes, Dothideales, Saccotheciaceae.